AUGUCGACGGAAUCAGAACGUGUUCCCUCGAGCUCCGACGCUGUUGACGGCUCUAAUGCGUCGGGGAUUGAGGUUGGUAACGAUCUGAUGUCUGAAACCCUAGCUGACCCAUUGAGCGGUCAAGCUCAGGAGCUGGUAGCAAAGCACGAUGGAGACGAUCAAGAAAGCUGCAUCACUGUUGAACCAGGAAGCGGAAGCUUAGCUUCAGCUGGUGAUCUUGGGAUGGAGAAAAUUAAUGGAGUUACUGAUUUGGAGAAGCAAACGGAAUCUGUAAAUGGAGGUUUAGAUCUAGGCAUUGGAACCCAAAACGCAGAUUUGAAGACUAAAGAAAGUGAGAAGGAGGUCCCAGUAGAUAGCGAAGAUGUAUUGAUGGUAAAGGGUGAAAAAGAUUCGGAUGGGAUCCAAACGGAAGUGGAACCUGACAUUGAAGGUUCUCAUGGAGCUACUCUCGGUGAUGUGAAGAGUUCUGAUGUCAGACUUGAUAGUGAAGACCUUGGCGAGGAUAGCAAACCCGAUGGCUCAGGACAGCAAGGAACAAAAGUUGACAACUUGGAUGUUGAAUGUUCUACGGGUUUAGAGCCACGUGAGAGUACUUUGGAUAAUGAUAAUGCCCAGGUAAGUGUGAAGAAGAAGCUCUCUGAGUCAGAUUUGGUUUGGGCUAAAGUGAGGAGCCAUCCGUGGUGGCCUGGACAAGUGUUUGAUGCCUCUGCUGCGACAGACAAAGCGAACAAGCACUUCAAAAGAGGAAGUUUCUUAGUAACAUAUUUCGGGGAUUGCUCGUAUGCUUGGAAUGAUGCAUCACGAAUAAAGCCUUUUCACAAGCAUUUCUCCCAAAUGGCAAAGCAGAGUACUCUACCAAGUUUUCUUGAUGCCGUUGAUUUUGCUUUAGAAGAGGUGUCAAGAAGGAUAGAGUUUGGUUUAGCUUGUUCUUGUAUCUCAGAGGAAGUCUAUCAGGAGAUCAAGACCCAGAACAUUAUCAAUCCUGGAAUCCUAGAAGAAUCGAGCAGAAUACACGGUGGAGACAAGGUCUCGAGUGCAAUCUUCUUUAAACCUACAAAACUUGUCGGCUAUAUGAAGCGUUUAGCAUGCUCUCCUAACUAUGAUGCUACUGAUGAGCUGCAGUUUGUAAGUCACAGAGCUCAGUUAUUGGCCUUUAAUCGCUGGAAAGGCUAUACUGACCUCCCCGAGUUUGAGACACUUCAGGGGUCAGUAGAGUCUGCACCCAAGAUUUCUCCUGCAGAAGAUGUGACAGCUUCUGUUUCCGAACCGAAAAAGACUAAACAAGUUUAUACUAAAAGGAGAAAGACAAAAGACCAAGAUGACUCUAAACACGAUGGAGUAUUUGAGUAUGAGGAUACUACUGUUCCAAAGAAGAAGGAGAAAACUUUGGCAGAGUUCAUUGCUGAGAAACGCUUGAGCAGAAGUAAUGGGAAGAGAUCACAUGAAAAUUCGGAUACCAAGCUGGAUAGCGAAAAGAAACGCAAGGCUGUGAACUCAAAACUUCCCAAGUCAGCGAAAAAGAUCAAGGCGAACUUGAAGACAGAAGAUUCAGGAUCUCCAGUUUCUCCCAAGAAUGAUCGAAAGUAUAAUUUGUCUGCAGGUGAUAAGAUUACACCAAAGAAAGCUAGAACGAGUUUUGGUAUUGGGGCAAGCAUAUUGAGAGUAGCAAACCAGAUGCAUUCUUCAACACCUACCGCACUCAUACCUUGCAGUGAUUCGACCUCCAAAAGGACAGCCAAGAAGAAUGGACGCGGAAAAAGUCUCCAGGAUAGACCUAAAGCUGAAGCAUUAUCUGAAAGAGAGGUGUAUCCUUCUCCUAAUGGUACACAUUCAAGCCCUCAAUCUGCUUCUGCUACUAAAACCCCAAAUGGGAAACCCAAUCCCAUCAGCAUAGACCACCUACAAUCCGGAGAACUUGAACAGGUCAUAAAGGAAACACCUAGUACAACUAAUCUUGUGGAAGACUCGAUAAUGGAGUCCAGGGACUUGAAAGACUCUCCUAAAGAACAAAUGGUGAAUGAGGAUAGGAACGAAGCUGCAAAUGAUGCGGGUGAGAAUACUAUGGAGGACAGCAAUCUAACUGAGGGAAAGACCAGUGGCUCGGACUUGAAAGAGCAGCCUGGCAACAAGAACUGCUCUGAUGGAUCUGUUUGCAAGGAAGAUUCUUCUGCAGAGUAG
Molecule: messenger RNA, 2178 nt
Organism: Thlaspi arvense
Lineage: Eukaryota; Viridiplantae; Streptophyta; Magnoliopsida; Brassicales; Brassicaceae
Source: the annotation of a GenBank genome assembly